CUAAUGCUCAUACAACCCGGUAAAUGGUGGGUGGGUAGUAGCAUGUAGCAAAUCGGUAAACAUCUGUAACCCGGGUCGAACACUCGAACCGGGUGUAACCCAACCCCUAAACACAGCUUUCAGAACGCCUUCAUUCGGCUCCAACACCUGAAGAUGAAACCAACCUUCCGACUUCCUGUCACUUUCCUUUCUCACUACUUUAACCGAAUCCGUCGCUGUUCGUCGUCAAUUCGGAGCGUCGAUUUGGAUCGGGCUGCAGCACCGAUCGACGGCUGUGAUUACAAGCACUGGCUAGUGGUUAUGGACCCUCCUGUAGGUUACCCGCUUCGCUAUCAAAUUGUUGACCGUUAUAUACAAACCCUAGCUUCCGCAUUGGGUAGUGAAGAAGAAGCUAAGAAAUUAAUCUACUCUGUAUCUACAAAGUAUUACUACGCUUUUGGUUGCAAAAUCCAUGAAAAUGUGAUUCAUACACUCAAAUCUAUGCCUAAUGUUAGAUGGGUUUUACCGGAUUCUCAUAUUUCUAAUUCUCUUGGUAAUAAUAAUUAUGGAGGAGAACCAUUUACUGAUGGAUGUGUUGUUCCAUAUGAUGAAACUUUUCAUGAGGACUGGCUACAAGAUCGGAGUGACAAUGGAUUUAGGAGGACAACUCGCAGAAAAAGAUCUAGAAGGAAAGAACAUAAAACAGACCGUGGCUGAGGGUUGACCCGUAUUAAAACAGGUCGGCAACUAGGGGCAGCGAUGCUUAUAAUGCGGUUGGAAUGAUGCAGCUAGUUGAUUUGGUUGAUUGGAGUUGUUUGCUGAAUAAAUGAUAUGUCAAUAUGCUUGUUUAUGAGUACACAGACAGAAAUAAAUUCUUGUUUGUAUGCAAAUUGAGUUGUAAAGUAAUAAAUUAUAUGACACAAUAGAAGCUCAGAGUGUGGAUCCCUCUGAAUUUUACUCAA
Messenger RNA from Helianthus annuus (common sunflower), 941 nucleotides. RefSeq names its product multiple organellar RNA editing factor 7, mitochondrial. Gene Ontology annotation, biological process: cytidine to uridine editing; mitochondrial mRNA modification. The transcript is spliced from 5 exons. Lineage: Eukaryota; Viridiplantae; Streptophyta; Magnoliopsida; Asterales; Asteraceae. Bases 154 to 696 code for a protein of 180 amino acids. The record is from RefSeq and is a predicted model, not a curated record. Gene Ontology annotation, cellular component: mitochondrion.